Messenger RNA from Marasmius oreades (fairy-ring Marasmius), 1074 nucleotides. RefSeq lists its product as uncharacterized. Bases 1 to 1074 code for a protein of 357 amino acids. NCBI's taxonomy places the organism in Eukaryota, Fungi, Basidiomycota, Agaricomycetes, Agaricales, Marasmiaceae. The record is from RefSeq and is a predicted model, not a curated record. The transcript has a single exon.
AUGUCUCCGACGACAACUCGUUCUAACCAGAACACACCCACAAAGUCAGCACUAAGAGCGACUCCAAAGGCAACUGUCGUUGAAGAGAGCUCGCCCAAAGUCACUCCUCGAAAGGCUCCACAUUGCCACAAAUGUCAGAAGCCUAUGCGUGGUCAUCCCAAGGGAGCGUGCUCUAGCCGUGAUAGUCCCACAGCGGAACAUAUAAUCAAUUCUAUCAAUUCGCUGGACAUCACGAAAGGUCCUCAGGACGCCGAGGACGAGGACGUUGUACCGGUCACCCACAAGAAAACUCGAUCCACAGGGCGACGUUCUUUGACUCCCAGAACACUCCCCGCCGAAGAGGAUACCGAACCAGAGGACACAAAGGCGGUGAUCAGGGAAAGAAGGAGAUCUGAACGUGCUGCGAAGCAGGCAAUUCCUCGGGCAGAGAGUUUGGGGUCACUAGAUAGCAACUCUGUUGAACUGCUUAAACAUCUGCUGCCGGAAGAAGAACCGGAGAAAGAGAAGAAGGUCGUUCACUGGAAGGAUGAGGCGACAUCGUCCCAUGGCAGCACUAGUACGAAUGGUAGAGUGAAAAUGGAACGGGCUAUCAUGCCUUGUUCUCUCGACCCACCCUCGCCGUGGAGCAGCUUCUCGUCUGUGGUAGCCUCUCAGGAUGAUCAUGACGUCGCGUCUUCUGCCUCUAGUGAGGGUCUUCUUGACUCCCACUCACGCGCCGCAGGAAAACCUCCUAAACCUUUGCAACGUAGUAUGUCGAUGGAAGAGCGUCACCAAUUCCUGAAACGACUGGAGGGACUGUCAUCUGCUCAAGCUUAUAUGAUUCCUGAAGCGGAUUCGGAUGACCUUCAGGCUCCUAAAGGGUUGUUCACAAAGUCACUACCAGCGGGUGUUGCUCAUCCCGGACAGAAUAUUCUCAUCGUUGGGAAGGACGAAAAGGACACUCAGGACCUCUAUGAGAGGCUUAAAGAAGAACAGGCGACGUCAGGUUCCCGGAGACGUAGUGGGGGGUUGACGAUGGCGGCGGGGGGUGUGGUGGUUGGUGCAGUGGCCACAUUUGCAGGUUUGGCGUAUUGA